GCCAUCCUCAUUCUCUUUCUCGUUAGCUCUUAGCUCGUUAGCUAUCAGAAUUCUAGUUUCCAUACUUUCAUGGUGUUAAAGAUUUAAAUUUUAAGAGUCAAGUAUUAAGUGUUAACUUUACAGUAAUAACUACCUAUUGGUUUUGUAUUUUAUUAUUUUAAGUAAAUAAGUAAUAACUAGAUGUCUAAGUAUUUUAGUUCAUAGGAUAUAACCAAUUUAUUUGUAUAAAGAUGUUAAGUCUAGUUAAACACUCUGUUAACAAUUUAAACAAAUGGUGUUGGUGUACAAAGACUAUGACCGUGCGAGGUUUAAACUCUUGGACUGGUGGUAAAAAAUACCUCGGAUUCACGUAUUAUCCUAGAGAAGGUGAAGUGGACCCGCCAUAUACAGCAACAAAAUUAUUCAUGGUUCAGAGAGUUAAACGUUAUUUAUAUAAUCCGUAUUGGCAAAAAAAAAUUUUGACCGAUAUGGGCUUAGAUCAUAAAGGUAGUGAUAUAGCUAUUGUAAAAAAUACACCAGAAAUGAAUGCACGAUUGUGGAAAGUUAAACAUUUAAUAAAAAUAACACCAAUACAAACACCUGAUGGAUUACCAGAAAAAGAAGAAUAUUGGGGUACACAUUUAGAUACUGAAGGUGUCUUUAGGAUUUCAAAGAAACUUUUACCUGAUAGUAAGCGAUUAGAAGCUACUGAAGACUUUGAAAAAUUGGCCAAUCGAGUAGAUAAAGAUACAGUAGAAAAAAACUGUCGUAACAAGUGGUUGAAUCCGUGGUCAACUAUUGUAUAGUUUGCAUUUAAUACUCUUAGUAGUAAUGUAAAAUACCUAAGUAUAGUUUAUUAUCGAUUAAUUUUUUUAAAUUUAUUUAGUUCAUUUAAAAAGCAUAUUAUUUUGUUGGAAUAAACAUUAUUUUAUUUUGGUACUAUUGCUUAUUCUAUAAGCAAAGAACAAUAUGCUAUAGCUUUGGUAUCACCCAAAAUAUUUUGAAAUAUAUAUCAUGUAUCUUUUUUUUAUUUAUUAAGAUUUUAUCAUAAAAUGAUUGUAUCUCGAAACAUUAACAUAUGUAUUGACAUAUGACACAUGUCUUUAAAAUGCUGAAAUGAAUAGUUUUUAAUCUUUGGAUUACAAAAAAAAAAAUUGCUUUUA
Molecule: messenger RNA, 1142 nt
Organism: Myzus persicae (green peach aphid)
Lineage: Eukaryota; Metazoa; Arthropoda; Insecta; Hemiptera; Aphididae
Gene: mRpL30
Product: 39S ribosomal protein L30, mitochondrial
Exons: 4
Coding region: 231-785 (184 amino acids)
Biological process (GO): translation
Cellular component (GO): large ribosomal subunit; mitochondrion
Molecular function (GO): structural constituent of ribosome
Source: RefSeq, a predicted model, not a curated record